CUCUGUCCGUUCUGUCCAGGUCAUCCUCCGGCUGACUCAUUAGGAGCGAACAAUUAACAUGCUCUCACCUGCAGAGCCUAAUCAGGAGCUCGCUGUGCAACACCUGCUCUAUUGGUAUCAGUUGUAUAAAGUGGAAGCGACACUCUGCUUCAUCCGAUGUGCGUUUUAUCUCCGGUUCACUCUGAAAAGCAUGCCUCCCAAAAAGCAAGUAGCGCAGCCUGCUGAGCCGCAGCCCGAUUCAAACAGCGCACCUGCAGAUGGGACGACUGAGAAAAAAGAAUCUGGACCUCCAGUGGCCGUGCGUAAACCUGCAGCUCAUCCAUCCACUGCGAUCAUGGUGAGAGAGGCACUUAAAGCUCUGGAUUCACGCAAAGGAGUGUCCUCCCAGGCCAUCCAGAGCUACAUCAAACAGAAUUACCCCUCUGUGGAUCUGGUGAGGCUAAAGAACUUUGUUCGCAGAGCCUUGAAGAAAGGAAUAGAGAAUGGGACUCUGGUGAGGCCUUCCAAUGCCACCAUCACCACAGGCGCUAUGGGAAAGUUUAGGCUUGCACCUAAAGUUAAAGAGGCAAAGCCGAAGAGUGAGAACAGGGAUCCAAAUAUGCAAAAAUCUCCAAAUGAAGGAAAGAAGACAAAGGCAGCAGGUGUCACAAAGAAGAAAAAGUCUACGAAUGAAGGGGCAAAAUCUACCAAGAACGCGAAGCCUGCGAAAAGCUCAAAUGACGAGGGAGCUGCUCCUUCAAAGGUACCUCCAGUAAAGAAGCCAAAAGCUAAAAAAGCAGACGCAAAGGGAAGCUCUGAUUCCACCAAAACAGGCGGCGAUGCGCCUGCGUCCAAAGCAGCGAAAGCAGGCGGCGAUGCGCCUGCGUCCAAAGCAGCGAAAGCAGGCGGCGAUGCGCCUGCGUCCAAAGCAGCGAAAGCAGGCGGCGAUGCGCCUGCGUCCAAAGCAGCUGGCAAACGAGCAAAGAAGACGGAGUAG
Molecule: messenger RNA, 976 nt
Organism: Cyprinodon variegatus (sheepshead minnow)
Lineage: Eukaryota; Metazoa; Chordata; Actinopteri; Cyprinodontiformes; Cyprinodontidae
Product: histone H1-beta, late embryonic-like
Exons: 6
Coding region: 59-976 (305 amino acids)
Biological process (GO): nucleosome assembly
Cellular component (GO): nucleosome
Molecular function (GO): DNA binding; structural constituent of chromatin
Source: RefSeq, a predicted model, not a curated record